Messenger RNA from Sciurus carolinensis (gray squirrel), 5314 nucleotides. RefSeq names its product IKAROS family zinc finger 2 (gene Ikzf2). The transcript has 10 exons. Bases 513 to 2093 code for a protein of 526 amino acids. Gene Ontology annotation, molecular function: DNA-binding transcription factor activity; RNA polymerase II cis-regulatory region sequence-specific DNA binding. The record is from RefSeq and is a predicted model, not a curated record. Gene Ontology annotation, biological process: regulation of transcription by RNA polymerase II. NCBI's taxonomy places the organism in Eukaryota, Metazoa, Chordata, Mammalia, Rodentia, Sciuridae.
CCUCCGCCCGCGGGCGUCUGCGCGAGCCCGGCCGGCGGGGGAGAUGUGCUCGGGCUCCGCCGGAUCGGUUUCUCGGGGUUUGACCAGCUGUCCCGGGCUAACCCUGCUCCUCGCUGAAGAUGGAGGAAGUAAAAACAGGAUUACCCUUAGCUACAGAUCCACUGCCUUAGUUUCCACCACCAACUGCAGUGCACAAACACACGUUAGGCACAGGAAAGAAAGAAAGAGAGAGGACACACUAACAGUAAACACAAACAAAAGGGUGAUGGGAUUAUUUUACUGCAUGCACUGCUGAGCUGUCAUGGAUUUGGACUUGUUUUGCUUUGUUUUAACUUGAAUUCUAAGAAGAAAGAUUGAAUAGACUGGAAUAAAUUGCAGCUGUCCAGAUAGAAGCCCGACAUUGUCACCUCCUCUUUGAGGGGUUAGAAGAAGCUGAGAUCUCCCGACAGAGCUGGAAAUGGUGAUGAAUCUUUUUUAAUCAAAGGACAAUUUCUUUUCACUGCACUUUGACUAUGGAAACAGAGGCUAUUGAUGGCUAUAUAACGUGUGACAAUGAGCUUUCACCUGAAAGGGAGCACUCCAAUAUGGCAAUUGACCUCACCUCAAGCACACCCAAUGGACAGCAUGCCUCACCAAGUCACAUGACAAGCACAAAUUCAGUAAAACUAGAAAUGCAGAGUGAUGAAGAGUGUGACAGGAAACCCCUGAGCCGUGAAGAUGAGAUCAGGGGCCACGAUGAGGGUAGCAGCCUAGAAGAACCCCUAAUUGAGAGCAACGAGCUGGCCGACAACAGGAAAGUCCAGGAGCUUCAAGGCGAGGGAGGAAUCCGGCUUCCGAAUGGUAAACUGAAAUGUGACGUCUGUGGCAUGGUUUGCAUUGGGCCCAAUGUGCUUAUGGUACAUAAAAGGAGUCACACUGGUGAACGUCCCUUCCACUGUAACCAGUGUGGAGCUUCUUUUACUCAGAAGGGCAACCUUCUGAGACACAUAAAGUUACACUCUGGAGAGAAGCCGUUCAAAUGUCCUUUCUGUAGCUAUGCUUGUAGAAGAAGGGACGCCCUCACAGGACACCUCAGGACCCACUCUGUGGGUAAACCUCACAAGUGCAACUACUGUGGACGGAGCUACAAGCAACGCAGUUCACUGGAGGAGCACAAGGAACGCUGCCACAACUAUCUCCAGAAUGUCAGCAUGGAGGCUGCUGGGCAGGUCAUGAGUCACCAUGUACCUCCUAUGGAAGAUUGUAAGGAACAAGAGCCUAUUAUGGACAACAAUAUUUCUCUGGUGCCUUUUGAGAGACCUGCUGUCAUAGAGAAGCUCACGGGGAAUAUGGGAAAACGUAAAAGCUCCACUCCACAAAAGUUUGUGGGGGAAAAGCUCAUGCGAUUCAGCUACCCAGAUAUUCACUUUGAUAUGAACUUAACAUAUGAGAAGGAGGCUGAGCUGAUGCAGUCUCACAUGAUGGACCAAGCCAUCAACAAUGCAAUCACCUACCUUGGAGCUGAGGCCCUUCACCCUCUGAUGCAGCACCCGCCAAGCACAAUCGCUGAGGUGGCCCCAGUUAUAAGCUCAGCUUAUUCUCAGGUCUAUCAUCCAAACAGGAUAGAAAGACCCAUUAGCAGGGAAACCUCUGAUAGUCAUGAAAACAACAUGGAUGGCCCUAUCUCUCUCAUCAGACCAAAGAGUCGACCCCAGGAAAGAGAGGCCUCUCCCAGCAAUAGCUGCUUGGAUUCAACUGACUCAGAAAGCAGCCAUGAUGACCACCAGUCCUACCAAGGAAACCCUGCCUUAAAUCCCAAGAGGAAACAAAGCCCAGCUUACAUGAAGGAGGAUGUCAAGGCUUUGGAUACCACCAAGGCUUCCAAGGGCUCCCUGAAGGACAUCUAUAAGGUUUUCAAUGGAGAAGGAGAACAGAUAAGGGCCUUCAAGUGUGAGCACUGCCGAGUCCUUUUCCUAGACCAUGUCAUGUAUACCAUUCACAUGGGCUGCCAUGGCUACCGGGACCCACUGGAAUGCAACAUCUGUGGCUAUCGAAGCCAGGACCGUUACGAGUUUUCAUCACACAUUGUUCGAGGGGAGCACACAUUCCACUAGGCCUUUUCAUUCCAAAGGGGACCCCUAUGAAGUAAAGGACUGCACAUGAAGAAAUACUGCACUUACAAUCCCACCUUCCCUCAGAUGUUGACAUACCUUUUUUUAAAAAAAAAUUAUUACUGUCAAUAAUUCUUAUUUUGUGGACGCAGUGUCAUUUGCUCUGCCUAAUUACAAUAAGGAAGAAGCAGAAGAGAGAAGGGACGGGGAUAUUGUUUCCUGAUAACUUGGCUUGUUUAUUUUGUGGGAACUUAAAGCAGUUCAUUUCUGCCACAUAUAGAUAUAAGGCAUACUGUGCUUUGAAAAAUCACUUGAUUCAUAUAGAUUCACCUAAGAUAUUCUAAUUUGCCAUUGAUGUUCAGGAUUAUGAUUGAAGGCAGGAAAGUUUAGGGUUUUCUGGGUAAGACUUUGGCGAUUUAAAAUGGUAUAAGUAAUUUUACUCUUCAAAGAACUUGUUUCAAAAUGUAAACUGGUUUUUUGUUCUUUAGAGAUCAUGGAACACAAACACAUUGUUAUUUUCAGUGAAAACGCCUGGGAUGAGUUGAGUCGUCGUGGGUUCUAUGUUUACUUCCCCUAUGGAAUUUAUAAUUCAGUAUGUUUUACACUGUACCAUAUAGCAAAACUUUUAAACUACAGGUAGUUAAGGACCACUAUAAUACAUCUGAGGUCCUUUGAUCUUAUUUUUCUAAACUUAAGCACUGUUUUUCCAUAGUUUUGAUGACUGGCAUUUUAUAGACACCCUGGCAGCCUUACUUUUAACACCUUUAAUAGUAUUUUUAUGUAGUUUUCAGAAUAACAUAUGGUCUACAAGAAUGGAUAAGAGGCAGUCAGUAAUUUCCAGGUGGGACUCCACUUUCCAUAAAUUCAUUUGGGAUUUGUUUGUUUGUUUUUUUUUAAGUUGUAAUGUGAUGGCAGCAUAGUAUAUGUAUUUGUUUCUAAAAGUAUGCUUACGAUUGUCACUUUAUCACAUUUAAUCAGUGUUAACCAGUCAGCAGAAAAAUAUAAUUAGGCUAACAGUAGGAGGAAAACCCACUAGAAAUCCCUUUUCUGGUAUUUCUCUCUUCCUGGUUUUCUCAAGCUGUGACCACUCAGUGUUCUGUCCAUAGUCCAUUCCUCUUUUACUCUUGGAGUAGAAGGUCUGAAAACUCAUGCUAUAGGCUACUUCUUUCAAAAUCUCCUUGGAGCAAUUGCUAAUUUGACCUGAAUGUGGUAACUUGAACCUUAUAAGGUUAUUGAACUAGGGCUAAUCUAGUAUUUAAUUCUUCAGUAACAAUAUUCACUACUUUUGCUGCAGAGAAAGGGGAACUUUUUUGUAAUCUGUUCACUGAACUACAGAUCAAACAAAGAAGCAGUGAAGUUUUCUCUUACCCUUAGAGUGUAGAAUAUGACAGAACCUUUGAGCAAAGGUCCUGCAUGCUUUUCUGUUGUUGCUUUUUUUUAUAUAUACAUUCAGCUCUGUAAAUCCGUUAGUUGAGAAUUUUUCAUCUUUUAAUUCAUACAUAACAUAUGUUGCCAUAUUUCAUGUGAAGAUUUUAAUUUCACUUAUGUGGGUGUUCUGUUUUUUCUUUCCAUUCAGCAGCUUUAGAGGGGAGGAACCAAGUGAUGUUGAUUCUCGAGUCAUUUGGGGGGACACAAAGGGAAGGCAGAACUUGCUGCUUGUGUUUGGGAAAACAGGCCUGACCAUGACUGGAUUAUUGGAUAAACAUUUUUGAAUACCAAACUUUCUAUUAAGCAGUAACGAAUCGCUACUCUAAAAGAUCAUUGAAUAGAAUGCGACAAUGUGAUGUGAGAGGUAUCGAGACUAGAAAACUGUGGUCAGAUUAGCAAAUCCAGCCCCAGUUGCUGCUUUUAAUUCAUUUUCUAGUUUACCGUUUGCUUAUUUAAGCAACUGCUAAGCACUAACACAGCUAGAACUGGAUAAAAAUGGUUAUAAUUCGGCUCUCUUUUACUAACUCCUAUCAUAAUUAUUUUUGGAGAAAUGUCCAAACUGUUCCUUUAAAUCUGAGAGAAUGCACCAAAACAGAGAUGUAUAAAAUGUCAACUAUAUAUAUAUAUAUAUAUUUUUUUUUUUUUCCUGCAUGCCUUGGUACAUUUUGAACUUUAUUCAAAGAGAAAGCAUAUCUUUGAGACUUUCUCACCUCCACCUGUCCUAACUCCUCCCAAAUCAUAAUUGAAAUGACAUUUCUGUUUUCCUUUUGGAUGAGGUUUAAGUAAUUUUAAGGCUCAUGAUUUCGUGUUUUACUGUAAUUUAGGGAAACAUUUGGAUGCCAGUCACUAUGUUCACAAUUUUGCUUGUAUGUGAUUUUCUGCUGGUAUCAUCUAUGAAUUUUCUUUCUGGGUUUUUUUGUUUGUUUGUUUUUGUUUUUUCUUGAAUAAUCAUAUACCUACCUACCUGCCCUUGGAUGAAACUAAAUUUAGGUGAACCUAAAGAAUUCUGUAGUUCCCCUAUGAAGACAGUACUAAUGCACUCUCCUUUUCUGAUUUCAUUUUUUAUGAAGAACUAUUUACUGAAAGGAGCUAAUAGUUGUGAAUGUAUAUUUGCUACAAGUGUGUACUUGCAUUUUCUUAGCUUCUUGGUAUGAUGAACAGAAAGAGGUGAUGGAUCAAGGUAUGGUAGGGACAAAUGAGGACAAGGUCAAUUCACAUUUGUAGGUUGGAAAGAAUUUUUGUGAACAUAGUGCUUUCUGAGAAACUCUGAAUGGCUGUAUUUGCGUGCCCCUUCAUCAAAAAGGGAAAUAUGCAAUGUGGUAGCACCUAAAAAUAAAUAUGAGGGUCAGACACAAAAUAAAUCAAAGUUUUACAUAACAAUUGUAUGCCCAGUUUAUUUAGGUGAGAUUUCACAGUGCAGAAAGUAUUUGAGGGGCAUGAAAAUGGGUUAUCCUCUGUAUUUUCCAUUUUGGCAAAAAUUCAGAAAUUCAUCACAUCACUUUGCCCUAAUUUUGCCCAGAUUUUUUUUAUCUCCAGCUCUUUUUGGAGAAGCAUGCUGCCUCUUUGGAAUAGUGAUAAUCACUUUUUAAAAGCCAUACUAAGCAGGCUUUUUAAAACAGUGAAAGUGACCAGUAGGUAGAUAGGAAGAAAGAGAUUUGAAGAUGUUGAAACAUUCCUUUAAGAAUUUUCUGGGGGCUGGGGAGAUAGCUCAGCUGGUAGAGUGCUUGCCUUGCAAGCACAAGGCCCUGAGUUCGAUCCCCAGUACUGCAAAAAAAAAAAAAAAAAAAAAAAAAGAA